This is a messenger RNA of Danio rerio (zebrafish), 2023 nucleotides long. The record is from RefSeq and is a predicted model, not a curated record. NCBI's taxonomy places the organism in Eukaryota, Metazoa, Chordata, Actinopteri, Cypriniformes, Danionidae.
GCACGCGCACACAGGUUCGCGCAGUGAGGGAGAAGAACAGCGGGCGCGAGUGUGAAACAGAACCGCAGUGGAUCACAUGCAGAAGAACAGCCCACGUUUAUAUUGUAGUGAUACAAAAAAGACACAAGAUAGAAUAAACUAAUUCUUCAUUCUGGUAAAUCUCAAUUCUGUAGCACCUCUUUAAACUUUCACGUGCCUGCGGAUUCAUUUCAAUUCAAAAUGAGAAGGAUUAUGCUGAUUUUCGCACUGGAUUAAGUUCUCAACCACUAAAUUCCCACAGUUCAUACGGACUAAACAAAACGCUUGAUACAUAAAAGUUCACACAAGCAUCUUGGGAAUGGAUCCAAACCCUGACCCCAGCGUUCCCACUGCUGCCCCUGCAGAACAGCAACAACCAGAGCAAGAGACCAGCAGUCAGCAGCCGGGCACAGAUACAGAGAUCGCCGCCAACACCACUCAGCCGAUCAAGAGUGAGCAACAAGAUCCACCCCCUCCCACAACACCUACUCCUGCUGUGGUAGACUCCGCCCACAUUCAAGAAGCCCCACCCAAAGACCACCUGACAGUCAUUGACGAGAACAUGGAAACAAGUAAUGGUGUUUGCUCGGCUCCUAAGGACAGUUCGCCGAGUGCUUCUUCCCCUCCUCGCCAGCUUCACGCCAAACCCAAUCACGCGCACGCUAACGGCCGUGCCAGGCUGAGCAGCCGCUCUGGGUCAGUGAGUCAUGCUGGGUCACCUCGACCGUCGCUCAGCCGUCAGCCCAGCGCAGCCACUGACGCUGGAGGAGACGGAUCCAAACCCAACGACUUUCUGGUAUGGGCAAUUCUGGCCUGCCUCUGCCCUGUCUGGCCCAUCAACAUCGUAGGCUUGACCUUCUCAGUGAUGUCUCGGAACAGCCUUCAGCAGGGUAAUGUGGAUGGUGCACGUCGUCUUGGCAAGAAUGCAAAGAUCCUGUCUAUCGUGUCACUGGUGGGGGGGAUUGUCAUCAUCGUUGUUACUAUCGUCAUCAACUGGGGUGUAAUACUGAAGACCUGAUGGCCAUCAGAGUUCUUUAACCUCAACAGACCCCAGUGACCAUCAUUUCUUCAUCAUUCUUCUCUACAUCUGAAUGCUCUUGAAUGCUUUUCCAGUUUGUUUUAUUCUCGGUCUGAGAAGCUGGAUGCUAUCUUUACCUUCUAUCAUCUCAGAACUAUCAAAAAAAACCAACAACAUUGAUUCUUCAUCUCUUCGAAUGCCCUGGAUCACGACCAAAGGCAUGCAUGUUUGUUUUUUCCUCUGUUUUUUUUAAACAAAGGAGAUGAUGUCAGCGAGGAGACCACCAACAUGAUCUCAUUCCAUUCGUCACAGGCCCCACGAGGAUGUGAAGGAGGAGAAGAAGCAGAACGAAAACCAUUGAUCAGUUUAUGAGACGUAUUUUCAUGCAUAGGAUCUCUCGGAAGCCAGAAUCCAUCCAGAAAAGAUGGGAUCGAUUACAUAAAACAGCAGAUGGCUUCUGCAUUGGCAUCAACCCACAGAUUUACUAUUAAAGCUGCUCUCGGUUUUCAUAUUUCCUCCAAAACUGAGAUUUUUUUCUUGGCUUAAACGUUUCUUAUUGGACACACUGAUUGUAUCUAAGGUGUGAAAGAACUGCAUCAGAUCUUCGUUUUGUUCCCACACAGAUAUUACGAUGCAGGUUAUCACAAAUAGAUGGAAAAAAAAACGAUGUAUCAGAGACUGAAGGAGGGAGAGGUGAAGAGAAGGCGAGGCUGCGGUCUUUUGUUUCAUACAGAAGGAGGGAUAAAGAGAGAGAGAGAGAGAGGGAUACAGGAGGAAAGGAGGGGCUUCAGAUGAAAAGAUACCCCAGAGAUGAGGAGAUGGAGGGAAUGCAGUAGAGGGAUCUGGGCGGCUUCUGAUUGGCUAGCUCUGUGUGUGUGUGUGUGUGUGUGUGUGUGUGUUAGUGUGAAGAAUCCAAUACCGUGAUUCUCUCCAACAUGCCCUCCCUUCUUCCUUACAGCAGUGCUCAGCCAGAUCCUUCAAGGCUAA